UUGACAAAUGAAAUCUCAGCUGGAGAUGUAACCAAAUGCAACCUAUAAAAGUUUAUUCAUAAUUCAAAACAAAAUAUAAUUUAAAAUAUUUUUGUUUGAUGCUUUUCAAAAUGUCGCAACAGUUGAUAAACGAACAGAGCAAAUAUAUUUUAGACUUAUUUUCUGAACAGACGAUUGAUUCGCAAGCUUUAGACAUCCUCUCCACGCAAGUCCAGAAAAGGUUUCCUAAAACAGAACAUUUCAACUUAUGUCUUCUUCUAUCAUCACUGAUCACAGGAGGAGACUUAUCCCUCCCUGGCCAGCGAGUGGUAGCUCUGGCCAUCAUCUUUGACACAUACAAGCAAGAGAACCCAUUCAGUUCCUUAUUCCUGCACCUUUUAGAAGGCAAACCAGGUUUACUGCCGUUAGCACCUCAGGAAAGGCUGUUUAUUGGACAGCUCUUUGGAUUCCUGCCUGUAAACAUAAAAGAUAUAUUAAAGAAAACAGCAAAGCAAGUAAUGUUAACGGAAGUGGUAUCAAAAGAUUUAGAUUUUGACUAUUCAUCACUGCAAUCAGUAUUAGCUGAGAGAGCGACGGAGACCAGCUCAGUGGCCAAGGCGACUGUGUCAGCACUUAUACCACUUGGUGAUGGGAGUCCGCCUAACCGAAUAGCAAUGAAGGAGUUACUAGAGGCGCUGAUGGGGAAUGACUACCUGCCGCUGCACCGUACUCUGCGCGCUGCCGGACCCAUCCCGCCUCCCACUUUCCUGCUCGACCCCACUGAGAUAUCUUUUGCUGAUGAGGGUGUUUGGAAAAACCUGGUUAAUCAUGGCGCGUACCUACCGCUAUACGACACUGACUACGAAGGAUUGCUUGGUUUAAAACCUCCAGAGAAAGUUCCAGAAAGAAGAGUCCUACAACAGCACAAAUCAAAGGAGGAGAAGAAAGAGAGGAAAGAAGAGCGUGAGGAGAAGAAGCCAGAGGAGAAGGACACUGUGGGCGCGGUGUCGGAGGCGCGCGAGCUGACGCAGCUGGCGCUGAAGGGUGCGCUCAGUGUGCCACACCAGCAGCGCCUGCUGGCACUACUCGACCAGGAACCCAACAUCGUAUAUGAGAUUGGCGUCACGCCCUACCAACUACCGGAGCUGGUGGAGAACAACCCGAUGGUAGCGAUCUCGGUGCUGCUGAAGUUGAUCCACUCGCAGCACAUCACCGAGUACUUCAGUGUGCUCGUCAACAUGGAGAUGUCGCUGCACUCGAUGGAGGUGGUCAACAGGCUAACCACAUCAGUGGACCUGCCGGUGGAGUUCGUGCACCUGUACAUCAGCAACUGCAUCUCAACAUGUGAGACCAUCCGGGACCGCUACAUGCAGAACAGGCUCGUCAGGCUCGUCUGCGUCUUCCUGCAAUCACUCAUCAGGAACAAGAUCAUCAAUGUUAAGGAACUGUUUAUAGAAGUGGAGGCGUUUUGCGUAGAAUUCAGUAGGAUCAGAGAAGCGGCCGCACUCUUCAGGUUGCUCAAGCAAUUGGACUCGGGAGAGGGACAUAAGGAUACAAAGGACAACUAGCCAAUGUUUUUGACUCAAUCCCACGCCCACUGGUGGGCUAAACACGAAGCCCACGACCACUCAACUAUAGGGCUAGUCCCACCAGUGAGCUAAAAACUAAGCCCACAACUUAGUUGUUGGGCUAGUGCCACAAAUGGGCUUUUGUUUGCCUAAUGGCUUAAGUCCACAUGUCCAACAUUGGGCGAUGACUUGUUGCCCACAACUUUGACCGUGUUACUAACGAAGCAAUUCUUACAGACUGUAUAGCUUAAUGAUAUUUAAGACUAAUAACUUAAUAUUAAGUUAGAACUAAGUGUGCAAGAUUAUUUUCUUAAGAUUUGCGAUAUGGAGUGAUUUUUUAAUGUAAUUUAUUUAGGUGUUAGGCAAAACCUGUCCUAUUAUGUCUUAAC
This is a messenger RNA of Papilio machaon (common yellow swallowtail), 1936 nucleotides long. RefSeq names its product CCR4-NOT transcription complex subunit 11 (gene Not11). The coding region runs from base 99 to 1547 and encodes 482 amino acids. The record is from RefSeq and is a predicted model, not a curated record. Lineage: Eukaryota; Metazoa; Arthropoda; Insecta; Lepidoptera; Papilionidae. Gene Ontology annotation, biological process: negative regulation of translation; mRNA catabolic process. The transcript has 10 exons. Gene Ontology annotation, cellular component: CCR4-NOT complex.